CUCGCCCGCCCCCCGCGUCCCGUGCAUGCGAGCGGAGCCCGCGGGCGCAACUUUCCGCGCGGCUUCUGCAGCAGGGAGACGGCGGCGGCAGCAACCUCUGCACCUUGCCCUCGGGGAUUAUAGCAAGGGCGGCCCUGCCCACGCCGGCUCCCUGGGUCGGGAGCCGAGCUCCGCGCUGGGACCUGGGGUCGUCUGUGGAGUGGGCGCUGGACCGGGGCGGGGGGAGGCAUGAUCUGAUCUGAUCUGAUCCGGAGCCCGGGCGCCGCUUUGGGUCCGUUCCGCCGGCUGCCUCCACCUCUCGCUGUGGCAGCAGACGGGGUCCUAUGGAGCGCCAGGUGUGAGAGAGGCGUUAGAAGAGUGUGCUGGACAAGACGCAGUCGCGAACAGUCUGACCUGUUUGACCUCCCCAGUCAAUUAGAAAGGGUGGACACUUGUGAGUGGAGGUCGAGGUGUGAGUGUCCGUGACCGGUGGAAUGGAGGCCUGAUGUAAAUGCAGACAUGGAUGACGAGGAAGCGCUUAACUCUAUUAUGAAGGAUCUGGCAGCACUGGGCAAAUGCGGGGGACUGCUGGACAGCAACAGGAACAAAACCACCGUUUACUCUAACAAACAGCAGCGGAAUGCCAGGAUCAAGUUUGAAUAUGAUGGAGAGAAAAGGAUUCUCCAGUUUCCAAGACCAGUCAAAUUCAAAGAAGUGCUACAGAAAGUCAUGGAUGCUUUUGGACAGAUGAUGGAUUUGCACUAUGCAAACAAUGAGCUCCUGAUCCCACUGAAAUCCCAGGAAGACUUGGACCGAGCGGUGGAGCACUUGGACCUUAGCCCUUCUCUGAAGAGUCUGAGGGUGUUUGUGAAGGCUCCAAGGAAAGCAAACUUCCUCCAGCCCAACAACAGUAAGCAGCAUGAGAUGAGAAUAUCCAAGUCCACGGGCGACAUCAUGGGGUCCCUGUAUAAAGACGCUGAGAGGACGCGGAAGUAUUCAACAGGUUCCCUGCACACGGGCCGGAGUUCUCCACCCCCGGGGAGCGUUCCUGAAGAACAGCAGCAGAUCGCUCGGCAGGGCUCCUACACCAGUAUUAACAGUGAAGGGGAGUUCAUCCCUGAGAUUAUGGACCAGAAUAUGCUUGAACCUUUCAUCAGUCCUGAUGAGUCACUCUCUGGGAGCUGCCAGUCCCUGGACAGAUCUAUAGACAGCCCGCCCUUUACCCAAACCCCUGUUCCCAGAAGGAAGAGCCAACCCAAAGACAGUCUUGAUUGCCUGGAUUUCGAUAUCCCGUUUUGUGAGCGAUUCGGGAAAGGUGGGACCUUCCCCAGACAAUAUCACCUUUCCCAGAGCCGCAAGGACUAUAGCGACGGCCGAAGGACUUUCCCAAGGAGUUACGUCCCUCAGGAGAAUCGGUUUCAGCUUGUCCCUUCCAGCAGAACAAAGAGCUUCAAUGGGGACAGCAAGCUCCUCACCUUACAGUACGAGGCGCACAGGACCAAAUGGUGGAUCGACUGUGACAAGGGACUGCAGGUUUUCAGCACGUCCCCCAGCAAGUCCAGGAACUCCCUGCAGGCGCCAGUGAACUGGAGGUUGGGGAAGCUCCUCGGCAGAGGGGCCUUCGGAGAGGUUUAUCUCUGCUACGACGCAGACACUGGCAGGGAGCUGUCAGUGAAGCAGGUGCCCUUUGACCCAGACAGUCAAGAGACCAGCAAGGAGGUAAAUGCCUUAGAAUGUGAGAUCCAGCUAUUGAAGACCCUUCGCCAUGACAGGAUAGUCCAGUAUUAUGGUUGCUUGCGGGACCCGGAAGAGAGGAAGUUGUCUAUCUUUGUGGAAUACAUGCCAGGGGGUUCCAUAAAGGACCAAUUGAAAGCAUAUGGUGCUCUGACGGAGAACGUCACCCGGAAGUACACCAGGCAGAUUCUGCAGGGAGUCUUCUACUUACACAGCAAUAUGAUUGUCCACAGGGAUAUUAAAGGUGCCAACAUUUUGCGAGAUUCUGCUGGAAAUGUGAAACUAGGAGAUUUUGGUGCCAGCAAACGCAUCCAGACCAUUUGCAUGUCUGGAACGGGAAUUAAAUCGGUCACCGGAACGCCGUACUGGAUGAGCCCAGAGGUGAUCAGUGGAGAAGGCUAUGGAAGGAAAGCUGACGUGUGGAGCGUGGGCUGCACUGUGGUGGAGAUGUUAACAGAAAAGCCACCCUGGGCAGAAUUUGAAGCCAUGGCGGCCAUUUUCAAAAUCGCCACCCAGCCGACCAAGCCCCAGCUCCCAGACGGCGUCUCGGACUCCUGCCGCAAUUUCCUCAAGCAGAUCUUUGUGGAAGAGAAGCGGAGGCCCACAGCAGAGGACCUACUGAGACAUUCAUUCAUGAACUGCAGCCUCUAGUCCCUUGCGGUGGGUUAGGGGAAAGGCAGGUGGAAGAUAAAAGGAAAUGGGGGGUGGGGGGUUUAAAAAACAGACCCACAGACCUUUGCACUCUGAAAUGCAGACCUCAGCCUGGGUUGGGAUCCUUCACUCCUCAUUGCAAGCUAGGGGGCCAGUGUCGGUUUUCCUUUGUAAGCUGCACUUACGACCAUCUAACUGUGGAGACGGGUGGCUGUCGCCACGUUUGGGGCUGGAGGGAGUUCGGAAUUGGGGAUCAUCCUUGGAACACAUCAGCAUCGAUGCUAGUGGCAAACUCGCCCGCCCCGUUAUUGAGUGGAUGUCUGGUAGCGGAGGAGCUGGGAAUAGUAACUCACUCGCCUCAGAGGAAUUAUGUGAACAAACUCUGGUGCUCCCUGCUGGCCGUGAAAGCAGCACUGGCAACAUCCCACAAGGAAGCCCGUCUCUUCAGCAGAGGAGCAGCAGUGUCUCCGUUUACAGCUUCACAGACACAGAGAGGGAUUCAGGCGUGAAGCAAAGGGAAACAAACCCAGGACCAAAGAAUGAUCGGCAUAGGUGUGUCGUUCAUGUCAAAGGGGGAAAACAAUCCUGUUGUGGGGGUGGAGAUGAGAGGCAAAGUCCAUAGCAACAUCUCCAGCUCUUCAGAGGGGAGGAUUCAGAUUUUGUGCCUUAGGUGGUUACAGUCGAGUGUGAGCCUCAUUCAGCACAAGGUAUCCAGUUAAGGACGUGACUACAAUGCAGCCAUGCUGAGUUGGUGUUCUUGUACCUGUAAAAUAGUGUAAGUGCAAGGCAUUCUUCUUCUCUGGAUACAAUAAGGUCCCUGUAGGUUAUUCACCGCUGAAGCUGGCCACAGGACCUCUGUGUGUUCAUUCAUUGUUCAGCGGAUAAGUGUGUCUAUAUGAUGCUGAUGUCAAUGGCACCCUCAGCUUAGCAAAAGCUCGUUCUUCAGCACCUGAUCCUGUUCCCACUGAAACAGUCGCUGCUUGCCCAACCCCUGCCUCCCCCCAAACUGAUCAAGUUGACAAGAGCAAACAAGACAAAUGCCCAUUUUUGUCAGUCAGGAUGGCAGGGACAGGGCUUAAAAAGGGGUCUGUCCUGGCCAAAACAGGACAUACGGUCACCCUAUCACUCCUUGCCCCAUAAGGGAAGUGAGCUGUGCCAGCCCUUCUCCUGGCACAGUUGCCUUCCCCCUCCAUGUUGGCUCAGCAGUGUUUAGGGAGUGGAGCCCAGACUCUGCCCACCUGUGUGGGAGGGGGAGGAGCAGCCCCUCAGCAACACACACACACCCUACAUCCACUGAUUUUAAUGGGAACAGAACAGGUGAGGGUGUAAGUAACUGUUUUCUCAUAUCCCUAGCUGUGCCAACCUGUGACCAGGUCCAAUGUGCUGCUAACAAAGGGUCCAGCCUGCAGAGCGCCGAGUGCCUUCAGCUCUGUCCCUUGUAGGAUCAGGCCCUAGAGCAUCAAGUGUAGAAAAGCCAUGCGGGAGGUGGAAUUCACCCCAGCGCACAGGACUAGCACGAGGGCUGAGCGCCUCAAGGCCUCAAAAGGGAACAUUUGUGGGACUUCAGUGAUAAAUAGACUCUGUGCAGGUGCUGUGUGCAGGGGCAUAUUUCAUCCUGAGGCCAAGUCUAGACUACAGACCUAUACUGCUAUAACUACAUCGUACAGGGGUGUGAAAAGUCCAUACCCCUGAGCGAUGUAGGUAUACUGACCUACCCCACCCCCAUGUACACAGCGGUAGGUUGAUGGGAGAGCUUCUCCCACUAACAUAGCUACAAGGUGGAUUAACUACGCCAAUGGGAGAAGCUCUCCAGUAGUGUCUUCACUAAAGCGCUACAGUGGUGUAGCUGCUUUGGGUUUUAUAGAAAUGUAAUGGGGAUCCGUACGAAGGACUCUGAAUGCUCCUAGAGCCUGAUUCUUAUCAGGAACAAACUCCAGAGAAGUCAAUGAAGUUACACCGGAGUGACACCGGUGUGAGAGCAGAAUCCUGCCCAUAGAACUGAACAGAGAAUAUCAUUCUGGAGGCUUCUGCAGGAGAAAUAUAGGCCCUGAUUCUACACCACAGAAGUCAAGGAGAGUUGUGCUGUUAACUUUAAUGGGCAUGGGAUCAAGCCCAUAGUUCUCUAUUAAAUUCUAUCAGAUGGCUCAAAAAGCCUUUAUUAUUAUUA
Trachemys scripta elegans is the source of this 4531-nucleotide messenger RNA. RefSeq names its product mitogen-activated protein kinase kinase kinase 3-like. The record is from RefSeq and is a predicted model, not a curated record. Gene Ontology annotation, biological process: protein phosphorylation. NCBI's taxonomy places the organism in Eukaryota, Metazoa, Chordata, Testudines, Emydidae. Bases 499 to 2364 code for a protein of 621 amino acids. Gene Ontology annotation, molecular function: ATP binding; protein binding; protein kinase activity. The transcript is spliced from 18 exons.